Diatraea saccharalis (sugarcane borer) is the source of this 946-nucleotide messenger RNA. The record is from the annotation of a GenBank genome assembly. Lineage: Eukaryota; Metazoa; Arthropoda; Insecta; Lepidoptera; Crambidae.
AUGGUAGAAGCAGCUAUCUGCGCGCGACAUUCAGAGCCAAGUCAAUCAACAUUGCAACUACCAAUCAGAGCUGACAGGGCCUUCAGCCUAGCCUCGCCUGUAGUCGGCCGGAGAGCAAAAUCACAAAGAGGUCAAGCAGUGCGUGAACUACAUGUUGUUAUUUCCGAAAUACUGGCGUUCAUACGCAACAAACUGGACAUCAUUGAUACGGAAAGUCUAAUCAGGAUUUAUGUUUCGGCAUUUUCGGAAGAAGACAUUGAAUGUGCAAAAAAGUUGUUGUUUUCGUCGGUGAAAACAAAAAUUAAGUUCGUGUCAAGACGUAAGCAGCAGAAAGAAAAAGAUUUGGAAGAUAUUUUGACAGUGUUAAAAACAGCUGAGCCGGAUCAAAUACCAAUAUUUGUGGCUUACAAUCUGCAGAAAUUGCCGCCAAUUUGUUUCGAUCAUUUUGAUGUUACUAAGUUGUUGAAAGACACAAUUUUAUUGCGUGAAGAUAAAAACGGACUGAUUGGGCUGUCGCAUGUUUCCGAGUCGGCUGAUGACGCCACGGCUGUGUCACCGCCGUCUGUAUCUGAGAUCGAUGCGCUAACUCACGGUGAUAAUGCAACUAUGGUUGUAAACAAUGCACUAAAAUAUAGAACUCUCUGUCCAUCGGUCGGGGCUGCGUAUAGCAGCGUCUUACUAGCGGAUUUUAACUCGACAUUAUUAGAAAUAAGCAUUGAUAAUGCGAGUGUCAAGGACAGUUUAGUCAAAUUGCCGAACAUGAAUAAAAAUUAUAGCAAUGAAAAUGAAAAAUGAUAUGAAAGAUAUGAAAAAUGAUAAUGAAUGGACGAUUGUUAAUUGUUAAUAGUAAGUCAAAAAAUCGUUUCAUUGGCAGAACAGGCAAGUUUUUAUCUUAUGCCACGGAAACCUUCAAGGUCGCGGAAACCUGUAUACCGUUAAUUAUAUC